GAACUUGCUAGAUAGGCACUUGGAUGGCUUCAAACUGAUCAUCCUGACUUGCCUAACUGUAUCUGGCUUUUUAAUUUAUGGUUUGAAAGUGUUAUGUAGCCAUUCUCCUGCUUCAGCCUCAUGAGUCCUAGGGUGUACUACUGAUCUUGUGUCAUCUCUGUUUUCUAACAGGAGACGUUUAGGUUUGUAACUUGUCUGAUGUGUCUCCACAAAGAUGACAGUGCAGGCUUAUUCUGGUGUGUAGCUCAGUCAUUAAGCCAUGAUGAUGGAAUGAGUAAGGAAUAUUCUGCCCACCCUUUUGCCCCUUAAUACCAGUUUGUAGACACUUUCUUAUCCUUAUUAUACUAAAAAUGCAAGGAAUAGUGUUCCACCAACUUAGAAUUUCCUGACUCAAGAUUCCCACUACAAGUCACAAGUGGUGAAAUGCACUCAGCACCCAUUUAAGCUGCAAAGUAGAGUUGGUCUGUGUCGACAUAGGCUCAGUUUACCGUCCUUGAUUUGAAAGCAGCACUUAUAAUCAAGUAGAUAAAUUAUGAGGGUGGAAGGGGUGUCAUGCAAAAGGCUUGGCUGAAAACAAGACUUGAAUAGUCAGGUGACUUGACUGAGUAGUCUGAGGCAAGCAGUGCUUGCUAUCGGGUGGAGCAUUUUUCUAGGAGACCUGUCCAUCCUUUCACCAGUUUAGAACCAUGGCAGGAAAGAGGUGGGCCAGGGACCAGAGCAAGGAAACAAAUGGAGGCCCCUCUGUUUAGUGGGGCAGUGCGGGCUGCGGCACAGGCCAUCCCUAGGGGCGUGUAUGCGCGUGCGUAUGCGUCGCCCUGGUAACCCGGGAGGCAGAAAGGCGCUGAAUCACCAGCACCCGCUGGCAGCAUCUGUGCAGCCUCAGGGGUGGGCAGGUGUCGCCUGCAGGUGUGCCUCGCAGGUGGCCCGACCGGACCUCAGCUACUGGGCAGUCUGGAGCAGCACGGAGCCUGGAGAUCGCUGGGAAUGGAGGAAUGGCACAGAUUUAUCGGGAUGAUAAAGCUGGAAUCACUAGUCAUCAUUCUCAACACCUUUUGUUCUCCUAAUUGUAUGAAGGGAGAAAGCAAGCGCGAUCAUAUUCAUGCUCAUCUUUGCUGCUGGCUUUAUCGAACAUUUGCAGUUCUAGAAGGCUACAUCUGACUGGCUCAUCAACCAUCAAAGAGAGUCUUUCUAAAUCCACUGCCUUGGAAGCCUCAUCCUGUGUGAGGCAGAAUGGUGUCCCCACCAGGAGUACUGUCUUCCUUGCUGCUGCUGGCAGCCAUGGCAGGUGGCAGCUCUCAGCAGUGCUCUGAGGGCAGGACUUACUCCGACGCCAUCAUUUCACCUAACCUGGAAAGCAUUAGAAUCAUGCGGGUGUCUCACACCUUCUCUGUGGGAGACUGUACAGCAGCUUGCUGUGACUUGCCCAGCUGUGACCUGGCCUGGUGGUUUGAGGGCAGCUGCUAUCUGGUGAACUGCAUGCGCCCGGAGAACUGCGAGCCCAGGACCACAGGCCCCAUCCGAUCUUACCUCACUUUCGUGCGCAGACCUGUCCAGAGGUCUGGGCAGCUGCUGGACUAUGGAGACAUGAUGCUAGGCAGGGGCUCCCCUUCAGGAGCUUGGGGAGACUCCCUUGAGGACCUCAGGAAGGACUUGCCCUUUCUAGGCAAAGAUGGGGGGCCAGAGGAGACUGCUGAGUACUCGGAUGAUUACAAGGAACUGGAGCGGGGCCUCCUGCAACCCUCCAACCAACAAGACCCCAGAGGCAGCGCAGAGUACCCCGACUGGAGCCUGCUGCCCAGCAGUGAUGGAGAUUUCAAUGCUUCAGCUACGGGAGACAACUCAGCUGCUUCCACAGAGAAGCUGCAGGACCUCACGCCCUACCCACUGGACCAGGAGCAGCUGCAGUCCCUGAAUGAGUCAACUUGGUCCCCUACACCCAGACACUCUGAAAUGAGCAGUAUGUGGCCUUCCUCUGUGACUGCAUCACCUACAGAAGAGGGACUGGAGGGAGAAGAGACUUUACAGCUCCAAGAGCAACCAAACAAUAGUUCUGGAAAAAAGGUUCCAAUGCCUUCCCAUAAUCCUUCCCCUGCCAGCCUGGAGUCUAGCCCAACCACGGUGGAAAAGAGCUCCAUUUUUACAGUCACUCCAUGGAGCAGAGAUCCUGGCACCCCAACAUUUCCUGCCAGUACAGUCCUCCCUGGGCUGAUCUCACCUUCGUGGCCCUUGUCACCUACCACUUCCAGGACAGUAAAGGCUCUUGCUGUGUCUGCUGGAGAUAACUUAGUACUAACCUUACCCAAUGGAGAAGCAGAACUGAAGGCCUCUGUUGAGCCAGCGCCCCCUGCAGACACAGCUUACACCUAUGAAUGGAGUUUAAUGAGCCAUCCUGUAGACUUCCAAGGUAAAAUCAAACAAGAAAACAAGCCGACUCUUCACCUUUCUCAGUUGUCUGUGGGUCUCUAUGCCUUCAGAGUGGCUGUUUCUGGUGAGAAUGCAUUUGGAGAAGGAUAUGUCAAUGUCACAGUUAUGCCAGCUGCAAGAAUCAAUCAGCCACCUGUAGCUAUUGUUUCUCCCCAGAUACAAGAGCUCAGUUUGCCUUUGACCUCAGCCCUGAUUGACGGCAGCCAAAGUACAGAUGAUGCUGAAAUUGUGAGUUACCACUGGGAAGAAGUCGACGGGCCCUUCCUAGGAGAGGCCUUUCUGGACGAUUCCCCACUCUUACGAUUGUCGAAUCUAGAUCCUGGUAACUACACUUUUAGGUUGACCAUCACAGACUCAGAUGGCGCUACUAACUCCACCACUGCAGCCCUCAUCAUCCGUGGUUCUUUGGACUACCCACCUGUUGCCAAUGCAGGACCAAAUCAGACCAUCACUUUGCCCCAAAACACCAUCAUACUGAACGGGAACCAGAGCAGUGAUGAUCACCAGAUUGUCCUCUAUGAGUGGUUCCCAGACCCUGGUGGUGAGAGCAAGGAGAUGGUCAUGCAGGGAGCACAGACCCCAUACCUCCACUUGUCUGAGCUGCAGGAAGGAGAGUACACGUUCCAACUGAUGGUGACGGAUUCCUCAGGACAGCAAUCCACUGCUUUGGUCACUCUGACUGUCCAGGCUGAAAACAACCAGGCUCCGGUGGCUGUGGCAGGCCCUGAUAAGGAGCUGGUUUUCCCAGUGCAGAGUGCUAUGCUGGAUGGGAGCAGGAGCAGUGAUGAUCACGGCAUUGUCUGCUACCGCUGGGAGCACAUCAGAGGCCCCAGUGCAGUGGAGAUGGAGAAUGUGGACAAAGCCAUAGCCACUGUCACCGGGCUUCAGGUGGGUACCUACCACUUCCGGCUAACUGUGAGAGACCAGCAGGGUCUGAGCAGCACAUCCACCCUCACUGUGGCUGUGAAGAAGGAAAAUAAUAGUCCUCCCAGAGCCCAGGCUGGUGGCAGACAUGUUCUUAUGCUUCCCAAUAAUUCCAUUACUUUGGACGGUUCAAGGUCUACUGAUGACCGAGGAAUUGUGUCCUAUCUAUGGAUCCGGGAUGGCCAGAGUCCAGCUGCUGGAGAUAUCAUUGGAAGCUCUGACAACGGGGCGGCUCUGCAGCUCACCAAUCUGGUGGAAGGAGUCUACACUUUUCACUUGCUGGUCACUGACAGUCAGGGGGCCUCCGACUCAGACACUGCCAUUGUGGAGGUGCUGCCAGACCCCAAGAAGGAUGGCAUGGUGGAGUUGAUCCUGCAGGUUGGUGUUGAGCAGCUGACAGAGCAGCAGAAGGAAACUCUAGUGAGGCAACUGGCUGUGCUUCUGAAUGUGCUAGACUCAGACGUGAAAGUGUUGAAGAUCCAGGCUCACACGGAUGUCAGCACUGUGAUUGUAUUUUAUGUACAGAGUGGGUCACCUUUCAAGGUUCUCAGAGCUGCUGACGUGGCCAGGAAUCUGCACAAGCGGCUUUCCAAGGAGAAGGGGGCUUUCCUGCUUUUCAAGGUCUUGAGGAUAGACACAGCAGGAUGCCUUCUCAAGUGUUCAGGCCAUGGUCACUGUGACCCCAUCACAAAGCGUUGCAUUUGCUCCCAGCUGUGGAUGGAGAACCUCCUACAGCGGUACAUGUGGGAUGGCGAGAGCAACUGUGAGUGGAGUGUAUUCUACGUGGCAGCUCUGGCGUUGACCCUAACAGUGCUAACUGGAGCUGUGACUUGGGUGUGCAUCUGCUGUUGCAGGAGACGAAAAAGGACUAAGAUAAGGAAGAAAACAAAGUACACCAUCCUAGACAACAUGGAUGAACAGGAAAGAAUGGAACUGAGGCCCAAAUACGGUAUCAAGCACAGGAGCACCGAGCACAACUCCAGUCUGAUGGUGUCGGAGUCUGAGUUUGAAAGCGACCAGGACACACUAUUCAGCCAAGAAAGGAUGGAGAGAGGAGUUCUGAAGGGUUCCCUGAAUGGCUCUGCUAGAAGUGGAGUUUCCUUUGGUUAUUACUCAAAGGACAGAUAACAGGAUGUUGUGGAAGGACCUCACGAGCUUGUGACUCAGUACCGGAUGCUGGGAGUUAUCACAAAGCUGACUCCUGCUUGGCACAGUGCAUUGGCACCUCUCUCCAGGGGCCUUGCUCUGUGCUCCACAGAGUGAUUCAAAGACCCAGGUUUUUGGAACUUUCAAGACACAAAACAAAAUCCUGCUUAUUCAACUGAUGCUCAUCAAUAGAGAAAAGGGGUGCAUAAAACCUCUGCGGAGUCGACUGAAAAGUUUUGUGUCUCCGUAGCGAACACUUUAUUAUAGUUAUUGUCCAUGAUGAAAUUAGGCUAACACCCGUUUCUAUUUCUAGCCCACAGGAAAGACAAGUUAAGAAGGGUUGAUUCUCUAUAGAAGCUGUGACUGCCUUUAAGAACCUUCCAGAAGCAGCUUCUCAGAGGCCCUGCAGGAUCAAUGUGUAGUUCAUCUGCGAGGGAGGAACCAUCUGUGUGUAGCUUCCUGUCUGUGAUGCAGCUAGGUGUGGCUAGCUAGAAGGUCAGGAACUAAGGAAGCAGCAGAAUCUAAGGACAGCAGGCAAUAGAGAUGGGGAGGGGCGAAUGACCUGCAGGUUAAGUGUUGAAGGUAGCCUUUAACAUUUUUCUCAUUCACUUUCUCUAAGAAAAAGAAACCACGACUGCUUAUUAUUGUAACUUUUAUUGAGAACACUGUGUAGCACUUCCAUGGAAAGCAGGGAGGACUGGGUGAUCACAGACAUAUUCCCAAACUUUAAAAUAUACUCCUAAUGAGGGGACUGUGGUCACCAUGUUCUGAGCCCCUACAAAGACUUCCUAGUGAAAUAACUGGACAGAACAUUCACCAUUUAUGCUUAAAAACUUAUUUAAGGGACUGGAGAAAUGGCUAUAUAUAAGACCUCAUGGCUCUUGCAGAAGACCUUGGUUCAGUCACCCUUACAAUUGUCCAGAACUCCACUUUCUGGUCUCUGGCAGCAGCAGCAGCAUGAGGAAUGUGCAGAGUUCAUGCAUGUAGUUCAUACAUGAGCAUUAAAAAAAUCUUAAAAACAUGUUUAAAAAUCAAAGAACUAAAUUUUAUAUUAGUUCUUUACACAAAAAAGAUUUAUACAAUGUCCCCCGAAAAAGCUCCCGCUCUCCCCCCUCAGCCAUGAACUGGAGAUGAUUACAGCCUGAGAUGUUGAUCAGGUUAUAGUAGUUGCCCAUGGCCCCGAGACUGCUGGCCUUGGCAAUGCCCUUGGCGUUUAGAGAGUGGAAGAGCAGUACGUACGGUAGUCUGAGCUUAGAGAAAGAGAGUAGAGUGUAGCAGGAAUUCAGUGCUAGCCUUGGCCAUACAACAGGUUUGAGGGCAACCUGGACUAUAUGAGAUCCUAUGUUAAAAAAUGAAAAAAGGAAAAGGUAAAAGAAUUAGAAUCACAAUUUAAAUUUUAGUAAUAGAAUUUUCUAUUUCUGAGCUGAAAACUCAAAAAACCAAAAAUUCAGAGGCCCCAGUGUAUUAUACUUUACUGGCGAAUUGAUCAAAUAAAAACGUGUAGGAAUAUACUUUUAUUUUAAAAGUAAUAUCUUUAUGUCUAUAUAUCAUAGUUCAAUAUUAUCUAUAAUGUUAGAGGAACAGUGAUUUUUUUUUUAUUUUAGCACUAGUAUUUAGCUUCAUAAGCAGAAUCUUCCCUAUCCAAUGACCAGACUGAGGCUAGUUUAGUGGGUAACCGGACGUUUCUGGCACAGAGAAUCCAAUAAAGCAUCAAGCUGAAGCCUGUGAACCCUGCUGCUUUAUGUGCACGAGUGUGCAUCACUCAUAGUUGACCUUCCCAAGUAAUCCUGAAAGAAAACAUUCCUCUGUGUUAGGCACCCACCGCAGGUCCAGGGAGCAUAAGUGAUUUCCACAGGGAUGGAGUCAGUAGAUCUGGGAAUCGAGUGCUAAGGCCUACUUUACAGUGCAUGAAGAAGUCCAGACAUGUUGGAGGGCAAGUCUUGGAGAACCUUCUAGACCCCUGAAAGUUCUGUUGCUGGGAUGAAGAGGAAAGCUUUGAGUGUGCCUGAGAGCAAAAGACAAGUAGGGGACCAUGGACCUGGUGUCUCCCACAGGAUCCAGCACACUCUAAGCCACCCAUCCUCUAGGUUUGUAGUGGGCUUGCUGGUUCUGUCCCUGGCUGUCUCAGCCUGGUCUCUCUGAUCUAUUCAUCACAAAAGAACCUUGAGUCUAUAGUGAAUCAGAAAUAAACAUCACAGUGGUUACUGGAAAAUGGAUCCUGUCUUGUGACCCACUUGUUCUCGGGGACUGAAAAGGGGGUAAGCCCUCAGCAUCCAUCUGGUGCUAUCUUGAGACCUGAAGACUCUAAGCUGUUGACAAAGAGAGAAAAACAUGUCUCUAGAGCAGCGAUUCUGCGACCCUUUAAUACAGCUCCUCAUGUUGUGAUCCACACUGCAAAUUAUUGCUUCCUCAUAACUGUAAUUUUGCUACUGUUUUGAAUCGUAUUGCAAAUACCUGCUCUCUGACUCCUCUGGAGGUUGCAGCCCAUGGGCUGAGAAACUGCCGUGGAGGGUGGGAGAACAUUUAUAGGGUUCAGAGGCUGAGAGCACAGCUACUUUCUGAUUUAGACAAAGAUCAAAUGCCAGCAUUCCCCAACCGAGUAUGUUUAAAACACCUUAAAGACACACAUUGAGGAAAGCCGUCACUUGUGAUUCUAGCACUUGAAAGGUGGCAGGAGGAAGAUCAGGGGUUUAAGAGCACCGUGCACAGCUACAUACUGUAUUCAAGGCCAGCCCAGGAUACAGUCUCAAGCAAGCAAACAACCAUCUAGUGAAAUAAGAAAAUGGUGACAUAAAUCAGCAGGGAAAGACCCCUGCUGCCAAACUUGGGUUUGAUUCCUAGGACCCACAUGGUAGAGGGAAAGAACCAAUGCCCAAAAGUUGCCUUCUGGCCUUCACACAAAAUAUUUGGCAGUGUAUGCUUACACAUGCAAGUGUGUACACACACAUACAAUCAUAAUUUAAAAAUAUGUAUUCCUCCAUACUUCCUUCACAUGGCGAGGAGGACCUUUGUUGUUGUUUUUUUUUUUUUUCCUUAAUGUGACCAAGAUAUCUUGGAUUUUGAGUCUUGAUUUUAUUCUUUUAAGUGUAUUAUUUUCCACAUGUUUUGAAUAACAAGGUAUUGAUUCUUGUAUAAGAUUAUUAAAUACAUAUGCUGACCUAAGGAAAAGUCUCAUUUUCUCUAGAAUGUCUUUGAAGGAGAAAUAAACUUUCCUUAGGCUAACGUAGCUAAAUCUGGGACUACAGUUAAGGAGCACUGGCCUGAAUUGACACACGUCACCUGCACAACUGCCAUGACAAACUUUUCAGGCAGAGGACAGAACACUCUCCAACACUGAGAGAUAAGCCUGCUGAGAACAGUCAAUUCUGCCAGGCACCUGGGAGGACCAGUUAGUUCUCUGGGCAAGCACUCACCACGGAGUUAGAUCUCCAUCCAUGGGUUUUAGGAUUUAUAUGGUUGAAAAAAAAAAUGGAAACAUUUCGAUCACAUAGCCAGUAUGAAUUUCAAAUUUGUGUGUGUAAAUAGUUUUUGGAGCAAGAUCACCCGUGUGUUUAUGUGUGAAUGCCCCCAUGACUGCUCUAAUCUUAUGAAAAGGAUUUAGAAAAACUGUAAUAGGGUUGUCUGCAAAGACAAAAACAUUUAGCCAGGUAUGGUGGCACACUCCUUUGAUCGUAGUACUGAGCAGGCACAGGCAGACAGAUUUCCGUGAGCUCAAGGCUAACCUGGUCUACACAGUAAGUUCUAGGACAGCCAGGCUCCAUAGAAAGAGUCUGUCUCAAACGAAACCAAAUCAAACCAAACCAAAAACAAAACCACACUACCCCAAAAUGGACAGAGACUAAAACUAAUAUUAUCUGUCUCUAUACUGGGAAAGCAAACACAAUUUCUGAAGCUCAGAGGACCAGAGGAGCAAAUGGUUCUCUCUGAAACCAGCUUGAAUAAACCAGUCUGAGCUCAGUGGCUUUCUCAUAAAGGACAUUCUGUUCCCUGAUGGAAACUUUUUGUUUUUCUUUCUUUUCUUCCUUCCUUCCUUCUUUCCCUCCCUUCCUCCUCUUCCUCUUCCUCUUCCUCUUCCUCCUCCUCCUCCUCUUCCUCUCCCUCUCCCUCUCCCUCCUCCUCCUCUUCUCCUUCUUCUUCUCCUUCUUCUCCCUCCUUCUUCUUCUUCUUCUUCUUCUUCUUCUUCUUCUUCUUCUUCUUCUUCUUCUUCUUCUUCUUCUUCUUCUUCUUCUUCUUCUUCUUUUCUUUUCUUCUUCUUCCCCCCACGCUCUCUCUCUCUAUCAGACAGCAUAGUCCUGGCUGGCCUGGAGUUUAUAGAGCUCUUCCAAGUGUGCUAGGAUGAAAGGCCUAUGCCACCAGGAACAGCCCUGACAGUAUUUAUAAAAAAUAAAGCCAAUUCACAACUGGGAAUACAGCCCAGAGUGCUUACCUAUGUGUGUGAGAACCUAAAUUCAGUUCACAGCACUGUGGGAAAAGUCAUUUUAAGAAGAGUACAUUGAGGUAUAAUUCACUUAGAGUAAACUGCACACACUAAGUAUAAUUUGAUAGAUUUUGAUGGCCAUGCCCUGGAGCUAUCUCUGUAACCAAGCUAAGGAGAUUUUCACCCUAAAAGAUUCUGUGCAACCCUUCAUAGACAAACCUUCCCUUAAACCUCAUUGCCAGAUGUCCUUGAAAUUUCUAGUUUUGUAGAAUUAAUGCUGGAUAUAUUCAUUUUUGGACCUCUUCUGCCAAGAAGUUGUCUCCAUUGGUCUAUUAGCAAUUUUGUUGGGGUAAGUUGUGGAGGUCCCGUUUUGAGACUUGGGUGCUACUCAUUAGGUCUAUGAAUUAAAAGUUUCCUUGAUCAUCACCUUCUUGCAAGAGUUCUAUAUUUUACUGAGUUUUCGAAAAAUAAAUGAACCAAAUACAUAAUGUCUCAAUGACGAUGACCUUCGGCCACUGUUUGGAUCUAAAAUAUCCCUGAAAGGCCAAUGUGUGGGAAGACGAUCCCCAAACCCUGCCAGGGCUGGAAUGUACUGGAAACUUUAAGAAGUGGAGUCGGGUGGAAGGAAGUGACCUCACUGGGUGCGUGCCUUCCUCGCUCUGCUUCUCCACCCGCCGUGGGAGCCGUUUUCCUCAGCCUAGCACUGUUGAUGCUCAUUCUGGCCCCGGUCCCAAAGUAAGCUGCUCAAAGCGGCGGACUAGACUGGUCAGCUUCCUCCCUUGCCCCAGAACACACUUCGUUUUUUCUUAGAGGAAGAGGCUUCCAGCUCUCCUGCGUUCUGCUUUCCCAUGGCUGAAGUGACUCCCCGGAGAGCAGAGGUCUGUGGACCACCCAACAUGUGAAGGAAAUUGCCCCUGGUAUGGACAUGCCAAUGUCUGGCUGUGUCUCCGCUUCCUUGGGAUUUGGCUCGGCUUCUGUCCACGGGACUAAUGUAACCCUCAUCAACUGAAUCUUUCUGAACUCAUCAGCAAGCCAGGGGUUGGAGGAGGCCCUCUGAGCAGCCCUGGCAGAUCACUCAGGGUCCUCUUUGUUGUGGCGCCCUGGGAAGAAAGCCCCACUAGGAGCUUAGUAGUCACAUAGCAGAGUAAGGGGGCUGUCUGUGCCUCUGCCAGUUGCCACUCAGGGGCGGCUCCCUGUGCACUCUGCGGGGUAAGACAUCGCCUGAGCUAAGGCUGCAGGCUUCUAUUGAGGUAGUGCACGAAGCCCACAGCCAACCCUUUCUGUCUUGAUUUGUAAAGCAGUACCACCCUCCUGCCUUCAUCAUGUCCAGCUGGGACCUGAGGGGAACUCUGAGCCUUGAGGCCUGGGAGUUCGCCCUCAUCUUGGUCUCUGCUCAACCCUGGUCAAGGCUCUGCCUGGAGUUCCCACUGCUGCUGUUGCUCCUUAAAUGGACUCACUGGGCGUUGGGGAUGGGGACGGAAAGCUCACGUCAACAUUCCAAGUCCCAACUUGAGGACAGUUUCCUGGGCACAGGGGACCCUGGGGGAAAAUUUGUACGUUGAACUCCUAACCCCCAAAUUCUAGAAUGUAGGAAGAGAUGAGCCCUUUAAGAGUGGCUCAAAAUGAAGUCAUCAGGGUGGGUCCUAAUCCAAUUUUAGUGGUGUCAUAAGGUGACUAGGCCCCACAGAAGGUUCCUGGAGCACAUAGUGGGGAACUCAUAGAGGAACGGGCCACCUGUAGGCCCAGGAGGCGGGGUCAUAUAGGACCUUUCUAGAGCUGCCUAAGGCUUUGCCUUCACAGAUGCAACCACCCACGAGUUCAAUGGAUUAAUGCAGCGCCUUAGGGGUGAGUCUAUUGUAGAGGCCAGUUUGGCUAGAUCUUUUGCAUAUUAUGCACUACACCGCUUAGAAAUUCUGCUAGCAAGGCCAUUGCCAAGUCUUGACCUUUUACCGGAGCCAUGGGCCAAAAUAAUACAACUUAACUCAUGUCGUGGAGUUGUGUUAUAAGUUUACAGAAAAUACACUCAGACAAGUGUUAAAAUUCGUAUUCCAGGAUCGUGUCUGGAUACCAGGGGCUCAAAAAAUGCCUUUCUCAUUAUUCUCUGUAAAAUAAAAGACUGGGAAAAGUGA
Molecule: messenger RNA, 11040 nt
Organism: Rattus norvegicus (Norway rat)
Lineage: Eukaryota; Metazoa; Chordata; Mammalia; Rodentia; Muridae
Product: KIAA0319 homolog
Biological process (GO): response to auditory stimulus; negative regulation of dendrite development
Cellular component (GO): early endosome membrane; early endosome; plasma membrane
Source: RefSeq, a predicted model, not a curated record